Messenger RNA from Fusarium oxysporum Fo47, 899 nucleotides. RefSeq names its product exosome non-catalytic core subunit SKI6. The transcript has 2 exons. Gene Ontology annotation, biological process: poly(A)-dependent snoRNA 3'-end processing; nuclear mRNA surveillance; U4 snRNA 3'-end processing. Lineage: Eukaryota; Fungi; Ascomycota; Sordariomycetes; Hypocreales; Nectriaceae. The record is from RefSeq and is a predicted model, not a curated record. Bases 57 to 863 code for a protein of 268 amino acids. Gene Ontology annotation, cellular component: nuclear exosome (RNase complex); nucleolus; cytoplasmic exosome (RNase complex).
CAGCAUUUCGCGAUGCGCAAAGCUCCAAGUAACAGUAGAUACUUCAUUACCGCAAGAUGCCUCUCGAUACGUCAACAUACUCAUUAGCGCUCCUGCGCGUCGACGGAAGAAGAUGGAACGAACUCCGUCGUCUGCAUGCUCAAAUCCGAACUCAAGAUGCUGCUGACGGUUCAUCAUAUCUUGAAAUGGGCCAUACAAAAGUCAUGUGCAUCGUGACAGGCCCUUCAGAGCAGCAGGUUCAAAGACGUGGUGGACAGCAAGCUCCUCGCGACACAGCAGCUAUCAACGUCAAUGUUGUAGUAGCGGGUUUUUCGAGCGUGGAUCGAAAGAAGAGAGGGCGCAAUGACAAGCGCAUACAAGAGAUUGAAACGACGAUUGCGAAUGCGUUUACUUCGAAUUUACAUACACACCUGUUUCCUCACUCUUCCAUCACAAUCUCGCUUCACGUUCUAUCGCAAGACGGAUCCCUCCUCGCCGCUCUUCUCAACGCAACGACCCUCGCCCUCAUCGACGCUGGUAUUCCAAUGACAGAUUAUAUCGCCGCCUGCACAGCAGGAUCGACCUCAACAUACGCCGCGGGCGACGACACAGCCGAUCCUCUCCUUGAUCUAAACAACCAAGAAGAGCAAGAACUACCCUUCUUGACAGUCGCGACGCAAGGUGAUACCGAUCAGGUUGCUGUACUCGUAUGCGAGAGUCGUGUGCAAGUUAGCAGGUUGGAGGGAAUGUUGGUCGUCGGUGUGGAUGGUUGUAAGCAGGUAAAGCAGUUCUUGGAUCAGGUUGUUAAGGAUAAGGGUGCUGAGAUGGUGAAGGAGGGUGCGGUGGAGAAGAACGAUGCUAUGGGGAUGGAUUUGGAUGAUUAGAUACCAUGUGCAUUGGGUCAUAGAAGUGUUUGGAGU